GGCUAGCCAGUCUAUAUCAGAUGAUCUGGGCAAGUUCAUCAUAUGGAUCUUGAAUACUACUCCAUAACCAAGCUAGCAUUAGUAGAGGCCGGAUAGGAAAAACACAGGCGUGAGUCUAAGAUAUUAAAAGAAAAACCAGUGAAAGAAGGAAGAGAUGACGAGCUCAUCGCCUGUACUAGCGUCGGCUUGUCCGAGGAGGGAAGAAGCCACGGUAUCAGGUUGAGAGAUGCAGACUGCGGCGAAGGCUGAUCGGCUCACUCGGAGCCUGGCCGCUCCCUUUCUGGCUGUGAACCGCGGCGUGUUCGUCUUCGUCGCCGCGAUUGUCGCGAGCGCUCUCGUCUCCGCCUACUGGAUAUCUGCCGCAUCAUGCAAACUACAGGUUGCUCCAGUCAUUCCUAUCGCCACUAUAGCCGUAGCUCAAAACGCUGCAAGUGCAAGGAGUCCGGAGCCGGCGCUGAGUUCUGCCCGCUUCACCAGUCUAGGCGCAAACCGGACACCGUCCGAACCUGCCGGUUUGGCGCCCCUUCCUCAGAGACAGCCACCAGCUCCGGCCUGCCCGGCCUACUUCCGGUGGAUCCACGAGGACCUGCGGCCAUGGCGAGCCACGGGGAUUACGCGCGAGACGUUGGACGGCGCCCACCGAUACGGGCCGAAGUUCCGGGUCACGGUGAUCGCCGGGCGCCUCUACGUGGCGCGCUACGGCCGGUGCUUCCAGACGCGCGCCGUGUUCACGCAGUGGGGCAUCCUGCAGCUGCUCCGACGCCACGCCGGCCGCGUCCCCGACCUCGACCUCAUGUUCGACUGCCAAGACCUGCCGGUCGUGAACGCCGCCGACCACGCGCCGCCGCCGGUGUUCCGGUACUGCGGCAGCGAGCCCACGCUGGACAUCGCCUUCCCUGACUGGUCCUUCUGGGGCUGGCCGGAGCUCAACAUAAAGCCAUGGGACGCACUGAGACGGGAGAUCGGUGAAGGGAAUGCCGCUCUGCACUGGACGCGCAGAGCGCCGUACGCGUUCUUGAAGGGUAACCCGACGGUGGGCACGGUGCGCUGGGAGCUCCUCAAAUGCAAUGUGUCCCGCGAGCGCGACUGGAAGGCGCGGAUCUAUGCUCAGGACUGGAGGGAGCAGGUACGCGACGGGUUCAGGGAAUCGGACUUGGCCAAGCAAUGCACACACAGCUGUCACGAUUCGGCCAACGUAACGAGAACGGGCCCCGCACAGGAGAUGGACCGUCCCUGUAAUUAAGGAGCAGGCACGCCGCGCGUUUUAUAUAUGCCACCUAGGCACCUACACGAGGUCUGACGUAGGCAUCAAUCAAUUUCGGUACGCUUCCCGUGAAAAUCCU
Messenger RNA from Lolium rigidum, 1343 nucleotides. RefSeq names its product O-glucosyltransferase rumi-like. The transcript has 5 exons. The record is from RefSeq and is a predicted model, not a curated record. Bases 227 to 1243 code for a protein of 338 amino acids. Lineage: Eukaryota; Viridiplantae; Streptophyta; Magnoliopsida; Poales; Poaceae.